AUGAGCUCGGCUGAGGCCUUGGAAACAUCGGACGCGACGCCUGAUGUCGCGUCUGAGACUCCAACUGGUGGUGAAGCAGAAACAGCGGAGGGAGAAAAUACGACACAGGGACGACGACCGAGGCGCCAUCGUGGUCGACACGCGAAGGAUCCCUUAGGACAGUCAAUCCAGUACAGAUGCCAGGGGACCAAUGAUUUCGAAGAGAAAUUGCGCGAAUAUCUAUCUAAUCCUACAAGUGACCCCGAGCAUAUGACUUUGGAAUUCUUGUUUCCUGUCACUGCUGCCUUUAUGGUGCCGGCCAGAGAGCCCAAGGGAAAUAGACCUGUGCAUGACAGGACUCCUUAUAUGUACAGUGCAUUCAAUAAGACCGCCAUCAGCGUGGCCGACGCAUUGCAACAUAGUGGGGAUCCCAAAGAGCAAAUGCUCACACAAAAAGCCAUCUCCAAAACUCUCGUUGAGACUGUCCAAGAAGCGGACGGUUAUCAUUACAGCUUCCACAACUACUGGGUCAGCCGGGAGGAUCAAGCCUGCAGGUUCUCAUAUUUCUGCAACGAUUCGGUCCUCAACAAAGGUAGGGCUGCCAAUGAAGGGGCAUCCAAAAUCAGGCAAGGAGUCAAGGUCAGAAAGCCAGUAUGGGAUUGUCAAGGAACAGUUGCGGUCAAAUUUUCCUUGACAAAGAUGAGCCUGGAGGUGCAUUACAAGCACAUUCCGAUGCACCCUACCUUCGACGAACGAGCUCCAGCUCCGCGCAAUGGUAGCAAGCGGAAAAGAAUGUUAGAGAUCUUCCAUCCGGACAAGCUCCCGAAGUUCAAGCCGAGAGAAAAGAAGAAAAAGCCAGACGCCCCACACAAAGAACCAGCCAAACGUGGGCGGCCACGGAAAGUACGAGAUCCAGCAGUCCAGCCGGCGCAUGAGUCAGCACCACACUCAAUGAGAGACAGCAGUUUACAGCCCCUUUUCGAUUUCUUAGGGUCUGCCGAACAAGCCAUGAACGGUACGGCGGAGACACCUGUCAAUGCUGACCGAACCACCCAGCCUGGACCAGCAGUCGCUGACCAUAGUGUCUCUGAACAAAAUGGUACGCCUGCAGCCGCGGAAACACCAGGGACUGGCUCUCAGCAUGCGUUUCCGGGCAUGAUGUCCGGAUUCAUGUCAGGUGAGCAGCUCACUUGGAGCAGCAAGAAGAGACCACGGGCCCGCAAGAGCGCAGCCGCAGCUUCUGGAGCUGGCACUACCUCCUCAACGCCCAUACAGACCUCCGGAGGGGCUCCCUUGUCAGAGGUUGAAGCACUCAAGUUGAGACUGCUGGAGGCAGAGCAGAAGAUCAAAGACCUCGAGACUGGGAAAUUGAAGACUGUAACACCAAUCACCUGGAAUGCACCACCACCUAUGCAGCAAACAGCCUCAAAUAAUGGCUACCCUCAACCAUAUUAUCCUCCACCACCGCCUCAAUACCCUCCCCAACAAUGGCCCUACGCUUCUCCUCAUCAGCAGCAAGCAACACCUCCUGCCCAUCACCCGCCCACACAGCCAUUGGGACCAACUCCGAGUCCGCAACCCACCCCAAAUUCCGUAUCGGCACCUAAACCUACACCCUUCUACGGCUUCGUGCCAAAUCCGGAAGCCCCCGCAGCAUUUCAAGCUUUGAAUGCUCGCAAGAUCCAGCCGAAGCGUAACAAUCUUGCACAAUCACAAAACAUGCAAUCAUCAAGUCAUCCGCAGAGCCAUCAACCAUGCCCGAGUCCGUCGCAGUUGCCUUCAGCACCUAAUCAGCCGGCAAACAUGCACUCGGCUCAGGGGAUGCCUCAAGCACAAGCAAUCCGGCCUCAACCACCCAUGGUACUAUCUACUUCACAACAACCUCAAAAUAUGCAAGCAGCUUUGGAUGCCCAGAACUCUUCAGUGCCUUAUGCCCCCCAGAAUAGAGUUGCGAGCACAUCUUCCACAUCUUGA
Exophiala viscosa is the source of this 1953-nucleotide messenger RNA. RefSeq lists its product as uncharacterized. The transcript has a single exon. The record is from RefSeq and is a predicted model, not a curated record. Bases 1 to 1953 code for a protein of 650 amino acids. NCBI's taxonomy places the organism in Eukaryota, Fungi, Ascomycota, Eurotiomycetes, Chaetothyriales, Herpotrichiellaceae.